Messenger RNA from Tarenaya hassleriana, 1342 nucleotides. Its product is annotated as L-lactate dehydrogenase B. Lineage: Eukaryota; Viridiplantae; Streptophyta; Magnoliopsida; Brassicales; Cleomaceae. Gene Ontology annotation, biological process: carboxylic acid metabolic process. The transcript has 3 exons. Gene Ontology annotation, molecular function: L-lactate dehydrogenase (NAD+) activity. Gene Ontology annotation, cellular component: cytoplasm. The record is from RefSeq and is a predicted model, not a curated record. Bases 1 to 1170 code for a protein of 389 amino acids.
AUGCUGACGUUACCAUAUGGUACGGUAAUUCUGGUGGUGAGGACAAAUAUUCUCCGGAAGAAAUGGACAAACGUGGCUUCUUCCUUGUGUUGUCGUCUCCCACUCUCCGUAUAUAAAUCCACCGUCCCACUUACGCCGCGGUCGCUCGGACCGGGUGGCCUGGACUUGACCCGGGCCUUCUUCAAGCCCAUCCAUAACUCCGAUCCUCCCACCGCGUCCAAUCGCCGGAUCAAGGUAACCGUCGUCGGCGUCGGAAACGUCGGCAUGGCUAUUGCUCAGACCAUCCUCACACAGGAUCUCGCCGACGAGAUCGCCCUCGUCGACGCCAAGCCCGACAAACUCCGCGGCGAGAUGCUCGAUCUCCAGCACGCCGCCGCUUUCCUCCCCCGCACCAAGAUCUUCGCCUCCGUCGAUUACAACAUCACCGCCGGUUCCGAUCUCUGCAUCGUCACCGCCGGCGCUCGUCAGAAUCCCGGAGAGUCCAGGCUCAAUCUCCUCCAGAGAAACGUCUCUCUCUUCCGCCAGAUCAUCCCGCCUCUCGCCGAGCACUCCCCCGACUCCCUCUUACUCAUCGUCUCCAACCCCGUCGAUGUUCUGACCUACGUGGCCUGGAAGCUCUCGGGUUUUCCGGUCAACCGGGUCAUCGGGUCGGGCACCAAUCUGGAUUCCUCCCGCUUCCGGUUCCUGAUCGCCGAUCAUCUCGACGUCAACGCUCAGGACGUGCAGGCUUACAUCGUGGGAGAGCAUGGAGACAGCUCGGUGGCUCUGUGGUCGAGCAUAAGCGUAGGAGGAAUUCCUGUACUGAGCUUCCUGGAACAGCAGCAGAUUGCGUACGAGAAACAAACCCUAGAGAACAUUCACAAAGUGGUCGUGGAGAGCGCCUACGAAGUCAUCAACCUGAAGGGUUACACUUCCUGGGCAAUCGGCUACUCGGUGGCCAGUCUGGCUCGGACCCUUCUCCGUGACCAGCGUAAGAUCCACCCAGUCACCGUUCUGGCUCGAGGGUUUUACGGGAUCGACGACAGGGAUGUGUUCUUGAGCCUGCCGGCUCAGCUGGGUCGCAACGGGGUGAUCGGGGUCACGAAUGUUCAUAUGACGGAGGAAGAGGCCCAGCGACUCAAGAACUCGGCCGACACAAUCUUGGAGGUUCAGAGCCAGUUGGGGCUUUGAGAGAAGAGUGGUGUGUGUUUAUUUAUUCACGUUUUCUCUGCUAAUUUGCAUGUUAAUGGGAUCUCUGUCUCUGUCUACGCUUCCACGGGUUUUGCCCUAAUUCUCAUCAUCUCUACGUUAUCUACAGAACUCGUGCCGUGUCUCCUUUAAGCGAACUCUUAGUUUCUGAUAA